AUGUUGUCCCACAGGAAGAGCUCGCAAAAGCUGCCGGAUCAGCUCAUCGGCCGUUUCCAGCAGUUGUAUGGAAAGUCCAAGCUUGAAAUGCAAAGCGAUAUCACUCAGCAAAAUCCAGCUAUCAAGAGACGCAACAUGGCGACUCCUUCAGAAAGGCAAGCUGCAGUCUCGCCAAUUGAAAGCGCCCAAGCUUAUCCUUUCUAG
Messenger RNA from Penicillium brevicompactum, 204 nucleotides. RefSeq lists its product as uncharacterized. The record is from RefSeq and is a predicted model, not a curated record. The transcript has 2 exons. NCBI's taxonomy places the organism in Eukaryota, Fungi, Ascomycota, Eurotiomycetes, Eurotiales, Aspergillaceae. Bases 1 to 204 code for a protein of 67 amino acids.